Messenger RNA from Colletotrichum lupini, 1227 nucleotides. RefSeq lists its product as uncharacterized. NCBI's taxonomy places the organism in Eukaryota, Fungi, Ascomycota, Sordariomycetes, Glomerellales, Glomerellaceae. The transcript has 11 exons. The record is from RefSeq and is a predicted model, not a curated record. Bases 1 to 1227 code for a protein of 408 amino acids.
AUGACGGAUUUACCACUGACGAAUUCCGGCAUGAAUCAAGGCGUUGCAGGCGUUGCAUACAAUCGCAACCCCCUCUCCAAAUGCACGCGAGGCCUAGAACCAAUUUAUCCCGGCUAUCGCUGCUACUCGCACGAUUCACAAAGCUAUAACAACGAUGCAUCGAUAGACACUAUCCAAGUCCAGGGUACCUCUCGCACUCAUCUCCAGCCUACUAGCUCGACCCACAAGAUUUUGUACAUCUGUAACAAGUUGACGUCUCCUCUCCUUAUUCUCCCCACAGCAUCCCUCUCGUCUCCCUAUUCCGACCUGGUGCAGGUUCAAAAGCCUCAAAACACGCGUAUCAUGUCGUGCAUCUCUGCGUCUGCGUCUCCUCGCCCCCGUCCCGGUCCCGGCGUACGGAUGUCAAGCAUAUACUACUUCACGACCCAUUUGGACGCUGUCUUACCUAUGUCAUCAGCAAGCCUCUUUUCGUCCAUCUGCAGCAAAGACAAGGCCAGGAGUCCGAGAACGAAGACCCCCAACCCAUCGAAAAGGCUGUCAAUCGCAGCUCUUGACCUUACAGUUCGAGCUUCUCGAACUCCUGCUUGGAGUAGUGGCUGGCAGCAGCCAGUCUUGGUUUUUCUCGGUAACCAGUCAUCGAUAGAUGGGCAGUCCGACCUCUUGCCUCCGAAUGUCCGGACAUCUUCGAUCCGGAAACUUUGGCCCUGCGGGGUUUUUACGUGCCCUCAGAACAUCACCUGCCUCGUUGCCCCCGUUGAGUGUGGGAUCUCAUUCUUUCAAGGCAACCACCACGACAACCACCGAAAACUAGUCGCACGUACUCUGUCUCACGAGGCUAGUCGUCCCAGCCAGCCCGAUGACAACACCACCACUGCCCCAAAGAGUCACAACAAUCGACCGGGAACCAGCCGCGUGCUCGUCUGGGCUUUUAACCACCCCUCCAAAAUCUCCACACCCACCAGCCUCACCAAGGACGUCAUCCUCUCACCAACAUUGAAUAUUCGAUUUCCGGAAGGAACUGAAAGAUAUCGCAUGUCAGAUAUCGCGGGUUUCCCGGAAACCGUUUAUUGGGGGCCAACACCAUGGCGGGAUACGAGACUGCGCGUCAAAUUACCAUGCUGUGUAACGAAUGCCACCAACCUUCCCUUCCCUCCCCUCCCCCCUGGCACACAUGCUGUGCUUGCUGCUCGUUUCUUCUUCCUGGCGAGUCCCCCCGGAUCCAACUAG